Galeopterus variegatus (Sunda flying lemur) is the source of this 3220-nucleotide messenger RNA. Its product is annotated as G-rich sequence factor 1-like. The record is from RefSeq and is a predicted model, not a curated record. The transcript has 11 exons. Gene Ontology annotation, biological process: regulation of RNA splicing. NCBI's taxonomy places the organism in Eukaryota, Metazoa, Chordata, Mammalia, Dermoptera, Cynocephalidae. Gene Ontology annotation, cellular component: ribonucleoprotein complex; nucleoplasm. Bases 1 to 1368 code for a protein of 455 amino acids. Gene Ontology annotation, molecular function: RNA binding.
AUGCAUUUCGGGGGCAAGUGUGGGGGGGCGACCGACCUGCCCUCCAGGGCUCCGCCCUACCUACAGCACAAAGGUCCUCGCCUUGUCCUCUUCGGCCUCGGUUUCCACCGAGUGAAAGAGCAGCAGGCACGUCGUACCCAGGUCCUGGAGCCGCCCGCUCUUGCAAUUUUUCUGAAACUGGGGACGCUCUACCGGGCCUCGGAUUUUCUCCGUUUUGUUCUCCCCGGGCCUCGGAUUUUCUCCGUUUUGUUCUCCCCUCGAGUCUCUGGGCGGUUGGGCAGUGAGUCCAAAACUACCUACCUGGAAGACCUUCCACCACUCCCUGAGUAUGAAUUGGCCCGGUCCAAGUUAGGAGAGGAAGUGGAUGAUGUUUAUCUCAUUCGAGCUCAAGGAUUGCCUUGGUCGUGUACUGUGGAAGAUGUGCUUAACUUUUUCUCAGACUGCAGAAUCCGCAAUGCUGGGAAUGGAAUACAUUUCCUCUUAAAUAGAGAUGGGAAACGAAGGGGUGAUGCCUUAAUUGAAAUGGAGUCAGAGCAGGAUGUGCAAAAAGCCUUAGAGAAGCACCGCAUGUACAUGGGUCAGCGUUACGUGGAAGUUUAUGAGAUAAACAAUGAAGAUGUGGAUGCCUUAAUGAAGAGCCUACAGGUCAAAUCUUCACCUGUGGUAAAUGAUGGCGUGGUUCGUUUGAGAGGACUUCCUUAUAGUUGCAAUGAGAAAGACAUUGUAGACUUCUUUGCAGGACUGAAUAUAGUAGACAUUACUUUUGUGAUGGACUAUCGAGGGAGAAGAAAAACAGGGGAAGCCUAUGUGCAGUUUGAAGAACCAGAAAUGGCCAACCAAGCCCUCUUGAAACACAGGGAAGAAAUUGGUAACCGAUAUAUAGAGAUAUUUCCAAGCAGAAGGAAUGAAGUUAGAACACAUGUUGGCUCUCAUAAGGGAAAGAAAAUGACAUCUUCUCCUACUGCUAAGUAUAUAACUGAGCCAGAAAUGGUCUUUGAAGAACAUGAAGUAAAUGAGGAUAUUCGACCCAUGACAGCUUUUGAAAGUGAGAAGGAAAUAGAAUUGCCUAAGGAUAUGCCAGAAAAACUUCCAGAAGCUGUUGAUUUUGGAACUACGCCUUCACUCCAUUUUGUCCACAUGAGGGGAUUGCCUUUCCAAGCCAAUGCCCAAGACAUUAUAAAUUUUUUUGCUCCACUGAAGCCUGUUAGAAUCACCAUGGAAUACAGUUCCAGUGGGAAAGCCACUGGUGAAGCUGAUGUGCACUUUGAUACCCAUGAGGACGCUGUUGCAGCUAUGCUCAAGGAUCGGUCCCACGUUCACCAUAGAUAUAUUGAACUGUUCCUGAAUUCAUGUCCAAAAGGAAAAUAAGAUUUCCAGAGACUCCAGAUAAUAAGGAUGAAGCAAGAAGCAUUUCAUUUGCACAUCUUUCUUGGACAUCGGAUAUAAAGUUCCAGUUUAUUAGCAGGAACUGCUAGAGAAAGGAUUUUGGGGUUUGGGGGUUCAUUGCUUCUGAGAAAAAUUUCGUAGAGGACUGAAAGAGAAGAUUGAGUUUGGGAUUAUGAAAUAAACCACAAAUUAAAAUUUUUGUUUAAACUGUCCAGGAUCUGAUUUAAAAAUCUGGUCUUCAUUUUAUAUGAUUAAACAGUUUGUUUUCAUAGAGGAUAUUACCCAUUAUAAAGAGUACAUAUUUUUACUUAGCACUGUUCUUUAAAAUCUUUCUCCCAUUUUAAAAAAAAAAAAUCUGUUCAAGGUUUUGUUUUUUGCCUGUGAAUUGAGAGCUCUGAUUUAAAACUUCUCAUGGAGUAAAAUAAUGAUUUAUUUUAACCAAAUACUCACCAAAGCAAAGAAAGGUUUCAGACCUUUGAUCCAGUAUGGUUUGGCAGAGUAGUUUCAAUUUUAGCUGUAUUUGAUUACUUAAAUAGGAUUAGGAAUUUUAAAAAGGAAAGUCAAAACAAAAAAUGAAUAACACAGGUUAGUGCGUGUAAAUGACAACAGUUUGGCAGUUUUAUGUCUUUAGAAAUGUUUUGACUUUUUAAGCCUUGUGUUAAAGGCUUAAAACAUUUAACUUUGGUUCCUGUCUACUUAAGGAGAAUUCUAGUCUCAACUUAAAAGUUGUCUGAACCCUCCCCCCCUCUUUUUUUGGUGUUGGGUAAACUUUAAAGGUGUUUGUUAGUCUCAAAACUGUGAAGUGACAUGUCUAAACAGUCCAGACUGGUAAGGACAUUAAUGGCUUCACUUGAAUUUAAACCAGCUCUAGAUAGAUAGGAAAAAAUCUGUCUCCUCAUUUGCUUUUUCACUGGGGUAGUACAUCCCAUAUUUUAGAACAAGUAGGGGUGUCUUGCUUAAAUACAAAAAAUAGUAGCAUUUAAUGUGUAAUUGUGUGAAGGGUUUAUGGAUAAAGCUGUACUUCUGUCACAUUGUGGCAGUAUCUCCUGCUUUAAUAUUAAACAGCUUGUUAUUUAAAUAUUGGACAAAAUGGCUGGCUUCAAAAUGUAGUCAUUAAUAAACUAACUUUAUGUGCACCUGUGUAGGAGAAUCAAAGUCCUGUAUACUUUCUUUGCCUUGUUCCUGUCUUCAGGGUGACGGCUGCCACCAGGAGAUAUAAUUCUAGUUCUUAAAACUGAAUUUGCCCAGAUUCCUGAGAAGAGAUAUCUGGAAGAGAGACAAUGUCUUCUCUCACUUAAUAUAUAACUAUCUUUGAUUACCAGCUGUGAUACAAAAUCACUGUACUGUAAGUAGUCAAUAAAUGAAGGCUUGUUUCAGGCUGAAGAUUACCCAAGAGUAUUUAUUAUGGUUGUGCGUGAGUCAAGUGCAUUGCAUAUAUUUUUUAUUAUAUCAAGUCCUGGUAUAUUAAUAUAAGAAGAAACAGUUAAUUUUCAGUUGUGUGUGUGUUUUUUAAAUCAUCCUAUAAACAUUUAAUCAACUAGCUUAACAUCUACAGUAGUACUACUUACAUGGAAAUGUGUAUUCAUAUAUGGUUGAAUGUACCAAGUUAUGAGAGCUGGUGUCUAAAGUUGUAUGGUCUGUUAGAAUGUGAUUUUUUUCCCUCUCCCUUUAGCAGUUGGUAUCUAAUUUGCUGUGGUAAAGAUUUGUUGGGUAUUGGGAUUGGGGUUGGUGAGGAAUUAAUACAUUUGCAGUUAUUUUAUUUUAAGCUAAUGAAUUUCAUUUGCACAUCUCUGGGAAAAGAAUGAGCAAAAGCAUUAAAAUGCUAUGUGAUGGA